Messenger RNA from Micropterus dolomieu (smallmouth bass), 1835 nucleotides. RefSeq names its product casein kinase I-like. NCBI's taxonomy places the organism in Eukaryota, Metazoa, Chordata, Actinopteri, Centrarchiformes, Centrarchidae. The record is from RefSeq and is a predicted model, not a curated record. The transcript has 10 exons. Gene Ontology annotation, biological process: endocytosis; peptidyl-serine phosphorylation; signal transduction. Gene Ontology annotation, cellular component: cytoplasm; nucleus. Gene Ontology annotation, molecular function: protein serine/threonine kinase activity; ATP binding. Bases 660 to 1835 code for a protein of 391 amino acids.
GAACCAACGUCUUACUCACCUUUGUUUAACUCCAGUGUAGGCAGUAAGAGUUUGUCAAUCCUGAGUUUGCUUGAUAACCCCGAGUUAACUCUGAGUAGGUUGAACUCCCUUCGUAGUACAGGCCUCUUAUCUACGUUUUCUGUAAAGUUUCUUUUCUUAGAAGCAUUUUCUGAGCAACAAGAGAACUAAUUAACCUACUAUAAACUGGUGAGAAACCAGCAGCAGCGCGCGGCGGCUUUAAGACAAUCCGGGCAUCUCUUCAGGUCUGUGGAUGACAUCAUUGAUAUUGUCAAUGGUGUAAACUGAGAGAGGUCUGGGUGGUGGUGUGUGAGGAGGGAGAGAGAAAGAAGAGAGAGAGAAGGACCUCAGCGUCUGGUUUCGGCGUUUUCACUCCUCCCCCCCCAUCCAAAAAAAAAAUCGUGACAGUGAAUAUCAUCCCGAGUCGCAGGGCUCGGGCCGCCUCGGAUCAGCUGUUUUUAUUUGGGUCUUUUUCUUUGGGAGUCGGGGGAUUGGGAUGGGGGGAUCGGGUCACAGAUCCCCGUGGUUAUGAGCCGUCCGAAGCCGCGUUGGUGCGUCGCUGUCCAGGGUCCUGAGUGAGACACAGCCGGCGGGCGACCACGGAGCCUGACACAACCCGUGAGUUGAAAAGCCCAGGAGCCAUGGAGUUGAGGGUGGGGAACAAGUACCGCCUUGGGAGGAAGAUAGGGAGCGGAUCCUUUGGAGAUAUUUACCUAGGUUCUAACAUCGCUACAGGGGAGGAAGUGGCCAUCAAACUGGAAUGUGUGAAAACCAAACAUCCACAGCUUCACAUUGAGAGCAAAUUCUACAAGAUGAUGCAGGGCGGGGUGGGAAUCCCGUCUAUUAAGUGGUGCGGGGCGGAAGGCGACUACAACGUUAUGGUAAUGGAGCUGCUGGGCCCCAGUCUGGAGGACCUGUUCAACUUCUGCUCCCGCAAGUUUAGUCUGAAAACAGUCCUGCUGCUGGCCGACCAGAUGAUCAGUAGGAUCGAAUACAUCCACUCCAAGAACUUCAUCCACAGAGACGUGAAGCCUGACAACUUCCUGAUGGGGCUCGGCAAGAAGGGCAACCUGGUCUACAUCAUCGACUUUGGCCUGGCCAAGAAAUACCGUGAUGCCCGAACGCACCAGCACAUCCCCUACCGUGAGAAUAAGAACCUUACCGGCACCGCCCGCUACGCCUCUAUCAACACCCAUCUGGGCAUUGAGCAGUCGAGGCGAGACGACUUGGAGUCUCUGGGCUACGUUCUCAUGUACUUCAACCUGGGCUCUUUGCCCUGGCAGGGGCUCAAGGCUGCCACCAAGAGGCAGAAGUAUGAACGCAUCAGUGAGAAGAAAAUGUCCACCCCAAUCGAGGUGCUCUGCAAGGGAUACCCCUCUGAGUUCUCCACUUACCUGAAUUUGUGUCGCUCCCUGCGGUUCGAUGACAAGCCAGACUACUCAUAUCUGAGGCAGCUCUUCAGGAACCUUUUCCACCGACAGGGCUUCUCCUACGACUACGUCUUUGACUGGAACAUGCUGAAGUUUGGGGCCAGCAGGAACGCAGAGGAUGGAGAGAGGGAGAGGAGGGAGGGAAAAGAGGGAGAGGAGCGAGCAGGAGGAGGCCAGAGAGGAGCUGGAGGUCGAGCUUUGCCGCCUGGUCCGAACCCUUCAGCAGCCAACAGAGUCAGGAACGAGGCAGAUGCUGCUCCCUCGAACCCGGCCACACGUGGGGUCCAGCAGUCAGAGUGUCAACCCUGUGGUAUUAUGCACUGUUCUUUUUCCCAACCCUCCGAUCCCCCUUCCUCCCCUCCCAACAGUGGGAAUCCCGUCUAUUAA